Phyllostomus discolor (pale spear-nosed bat) is the source of this 2519-nucleotide messenger RNA. It is a transcript of the gene KIFBP, whose product is annotated as kinesin family binding protein. The transcript has 7 exons. Gene Ontology annotation, molecular function: protein binding. Bases 66 to 1931 code for a protein of 621 amino acids. The record is from RefSeq and is a predicted model, not a curated record. NCBI's taxonomy places the organism in Eukaryota, Metazoa, Chordata, Mammalia, Chiroptera, Phyllostomidae.
AAGCAGAAGGAAGGCGGGAGUCCCAAUUGGAAACAUUAAAGGAAACCUGAACAGCGGUGUCCGCUAUGGCGAAUGGUGCGUGGGCUGAGAUUCGUGAGAAAUUCCAGGCCGCGCUGGCCCUGUCGCGGGUAGAAUUGCAUAAAAACCCCGAGAAGGAACCUUACAAAUCCAAAUACAGCUCCCGAGUUUUGCUGGAAGAGGUCAAAGCACUGCUGGGCCCCGCGCCGGAGGACGAGGAUGAGCUGCCUCAGGCCGAGGAGGGCUUGGGCGCGGAGGCCCACGCCCUGGGGCUGCCGGCGGAGGUGGUGGAGGUCGAGGGGCCCUUCGCCCUGCGGGCAGUGAGGCUGGCGGUCAUUGAGUUUCAUCUCGGGACGAACCUCAUCGACACGGAGGAGCUGUCGGCGGGUGAGGAGCAUCUGGCGAAAUGCCUGAGGCUGCUGCGCAAGUACCGGUUGUCGCAAGACUGCGUCUCUCUGUACAUCCAGGCGCAGAAUAAUCUGGGUAUCUUGUGGUCUGAAAGAGAAGAAAUUGAAACAGCACAAGCUUACCUGGAAUCAUCAGAAGCACUAUAUAAUCAGUAUAUGAAAGAGAUUGGGAUUCCUCCACUUGAUCCUACUGAGCAUUUUCUCCCUGAAGAAGAGAAACUUACUGAACAAGAGAGAUCAAAAAGAUUUGAGAAGGUUUAUACUCAUAACCUGUAUUACCUGGCUCAAGUCUACCAGCACAUGGAAAUGUUUGAGAAGGCUGCACAUUACUGCCACAGUACUCUAAAACGCCAGCUGGAGCACAAUGCCUACCAUCCUAUAGAGUGGGCUAUCAAUGCUGCUACCUUGUCACAAUUUUACAUCAAUAAGCUGUGUUUCAUGGAGGCCAGGCACUGUUUAUCAGCUGCUAAUGUCAUUUUCGGUCAAACCGGAAAGAACCCAGCCACAGAAGACACUACUGAAACUGAAGGAGAUGUGCCAGAGCUUUAUCAUCAAAGAAAAGGGGAAAUAGCAAGAUGCUGGAUCAAAUACUGUUUGACUCUCAUGCAGAAUGCUCAACUUUCAAUGCAGGACAACAUAGGAGAGCUUGAUCUUGAUAAACAAUCUGAACUUAGAGCUUUAAGGAAAAAAGAACUAGAUGAAGAAGAAAGUGUUAGGAAAAAAGCUGUGCAGUUUGGAACCGGUGAACUCUGCGAUGCCAUCUCUGCAGUAGAAGAGAAAGUGAGCUAUUUGAGACCUUUGGAUUUUGAAGAAGCCAGAGAACUUUUCUUAUUGGGUCAACACUAUGUCUCUGAGGCAAAAGAGUUCUUUCAGAUUGAUGGUUACGUCACUGACCAUAUUGAAGUUGUCCAAGACCACAGUGCUUUGUUUAAGGUGCUUGCCUUCUUUGAAACUGACAUGGAGAGACGGUGCAAGAUGCAUAAACGUAGGAUAGCCAUGCUAGAGCCCCUGAUUGUGGACCUGAAUCCACAGUAUUACCUGUUGGUCAACAGACAGAUUCAGUUUGAAAUUGCACAUGCUUACUAUGAUAUGAUGGAUUUGAAGGUUGCCAUUGCCGACAAGCUGAGGGAUCCUGAUUCACACAUCAUAAAAAAAAUAAAUAAUCUUAAUAAAUCAGCAUUGAAGUACUACCAGCUCUUCCUAGACUCCCUGAGAGACCCAAAUAAAGUAUUUCCUGAGCAUAUAGGGGAAGAUGUUCUUCGCCCCGCCAUGUUAGCUAAGUUUCGAGUUGCCCGUCUUUAUGGUAGAAUCAUCACUUCAGAUCCCAAGAAAGAGCUAGAAAAUCUGGCAACAUCUUUGGAACAUUAUAAGUUUAUUGUUGAUUACUGUGAAAAGCACCCUGAGGCUGCCCAGGAAAUAGAAGUCGAGCUAGAACUUAGUAAAGAGAUGGUGAGUCUUCUUCCAACAAAAAUGGAGAGAUUCAGAACCAAGAUGGCCCUGACUUAACAAUCCUCAUUUUUUAUGAAAGAACAUGUGCAAUAUUGAAGAGAAUUUUUCCCCUCAGUCAAACGGGCUAAUUCUAUUGUGGUACUUAAUUUUAUAGCCAGAUGAGUACAGUUUGAACUUGAGCUACAGUCAGACCAAUUGAGGCUUUACUAGGACCUUAAUCAACAUAAAGAUAGUAAGUUAAUACCUAAUUAUGUAAAUUGCCUUGUUAAAGUGACAUGUGAUUGAUAUUUAAGAUUGCUUGUUUCCUAUUUAAAUAAACCUUCCCUGACUCAUUUUCUAAAGAUAGGUUCCUUGUUGUCUAGUAACCGAUGGAUUCUUUAAGAGGAAAAUUGCUGAGUAACAUACCUGGUAGACAAGCCUGUUGUUAUAUAAAAACUGAAAAAGUAACUUCCUGUAGUUAUUCUUUCUCAAAUAUUUACUUUCCUAAGUUCCCAAAGAAAUCUUUUCUUCUUGAAAAUAUUAAAAAACUAAGUUAUGUUGUAAAGUACUGUAAAGUAGUUUGUCUCAUUUAUAGGAGGAAAAGGGCCUUGUUGGAAAUAUAAUAAAUUUACUUGUUUCACUAAUAAAAGCUUGCAUUUACUCUUG